AUGAAAGUUGCCGUCAUUGGCGGCGGCCCUGCAGGCCUUGCGACACUAAAGUUCCUUUCCACCGCACACCACUUCUUUCCCAUCGAGAAGAUUCGAGUCCGGCUGUUUGAAGCCCAUGACAGCAUCGGAGGCACCUUUGUGCAGCGGAUCUAUGAGGAUGCCGAACUCGUGUCGUCCAAGUAUCUGACGGCCUUUUCCGACUUCCGUUUGCCUCCUGAUGCUCCCGACUUUGUCACACCGCAGGCUUAUGUCAAGUAUCUCGGCGAUUACGUAAAGGCCUUUGGUGUUGACCAUCUCAUUGAGCUUCGAUCCCACGUCAAGCGUGUAUGCCGCGGCCCGGACGGCACCGGCCAUACCGUGCACUACGUCAACUCGGAUGGCGGCGAGCGCUCCUGGACCUGCGACGCCGUAGCUGUCUGCUCUGGACUCCAUGUACACCCUAGAAUGCCCAAAAUUCCAGGUAUCGAGAGGGUGCCGGUGGUAUUGCAUUCGUCCCGUUUCAAGACCCGAGCGCAGUUUGGAAAAAACACCAAUGUCGUAGUCUGCGGCGCGGGAGAGACUGGCAUGGACAUUGCCCAUCUCGCGGUGACCUCACCCACCACCUCCGUAACCAUGGCCCAUCGGGAUGGUUUCUUUUGCGCUCCCAAGAUCAUACCCAUACCGUUGCGCCCCGGUCUAACGUUGCCGCGGCGGCAAAACAAGCCUGUUGACACGUCCGUGGCUAGCCUUUUCGACACGGCGUACGCUCAUCCCGUCUUGCAGAGGAGCCCCUUGCUCUGGCUCGCGUACGACCAGUGGGUGAAGAAGAUGCACGUUCUCAUCUCCGGAACGGAAGAGGGACCCGACCAGUGGGUUGGCCAGAUGAGUCCCGACAGGAAGAAGAUGGAUUCGAUAUUUCUUUGCAAAUCUGCCCGAGCCUUGCCGUACAUUUCGGAAGGCCAUCGCUCGGAAUCGUGGUGGAACCGCCAAAGGACCGCCAUUCUCAACGUUCCCAUCAUGGAGACCAACGGCAGACGAAUCGACGUGGUAAAGUGGCCGACAGAGAUUGACAAGGACGGUUACAUGGUCAUUCCGGACGAGGGACGAACCGACUCCGGUCCGGCCAAAAGGAUCAAGCCGGACGUCAUGGUCCUUGCCACCGGAUACGACACCAACUUUUACUUCCUCGAGGACGACUACCCCGGCCUGGGUGACACAAACGCCCGAGGGGUGUACAAGUACGGUGACGUGACGGUGGGAUUUGUCGGAUUUGUUCGACCGGCCAUCGGAGCCAUCCCUCCCCUGGCGGAGCUGCAGGCUCAGUUUUGGGUAUAUCGCCUGCUCCAGAGUCAGCUGCCAGAGCAGGUAUCUUCCUCGCGCGACUCCAACGCACUCGAGUCCUAUGAGCUGGAUUACAAGCUCCACGCAUGCGGCGAGUACGACUUCUUCUCGACCAAGCGAGGUGUUGAUCACGAGGCAUACGCCUACCAGCUGGCCCUCGACAUGGGCAGCGCGCCGACCAUGUCGUACGUGAUGAGCAAGGGUUGGAAGCUCUUCUUCACCUGGGCCAUGGGAUCCAACUUUAACCCCAAGUUUCGUCUUGUUGGGCCCUGGAAAUGGGAGGCCGGUGCGGAGAAGAUUAUGUGCGGAGAGCUGUACAGCGUCGUGAGCCGAUCCGGCGGCUUCCUCUAUCUGCUGACCUACUCGCUCAUUCCCUUCUUCUUCUUUGGGCUGCUGAGCGGUCUUCUGUAUGCCUUGUGCUGGCUGUUGGACUUGAUUGGGGACGCCGUGGAAGAACUUCUGGACCUGCUGGGUCGUGCGAGGAAGAGUCGAGCGGAGUAG
Messenger RNA from Drechmeria coniospora, 1821 nucleotides. RefSeq names its product dimethylaniline monooxygenase. The record is from RefSeq and is a predicted model, not a curated record. The transcript is spliced from 5 exons. Lineage: Eukaryota; Fungi; Ascomycota; Sordariomycetes; Hypocreales; Ophiocordycipitaceae. Bases 1 to 1821 code for a protein of 606 amino acids. Gene Ontology annotation, molecular function: N,N-dimethylaniline monooxygenase activity; NADP binding; flavin adenine dinucleotide binding.